Arvicanthis niloticus (Nile rat) is the source of this 4256-nucleotide messenger RNA. RefSeq names its product stanniocalcin 2 (gene Stc2). NCBI's taxonomy places the organism in Eukaryota, Metazoa, Chordata, Mammalia, Rodentia, Muridae. Gene Ontology annotation, biological process: intracellular calcium ion homeostasis. Gene Ontology annotation, molecular function: hormone activity. The record is from RefSeq and is a predicted model, not a curated record. Gene Ontology annotation, cellular component: extracellular region.
UUUUACAUCAGAGGACUGCGGGGUAAAGAAAACCCGUAGCUGGGCUGAGUGGCAUUUGGGGAAGAAAAAAAUAUGAAGAGUGUGUUUGGAGACGCCUAAAGUUGCCUGUCAAGCUCAGGCCUCUGGGGCACGCGAUGCUCCGCGGGCCGCCUGAUCCAAGGCUGCCUGGGCCUCCAAGCCACCAGCCAGGAAAUGAUGCAAGUCUGGAUUGUCACCUGGAUCCCUGAAGCCCAGACAGGAAUCCGUCUGGAUUGGAGGAGGGGCGAGACGAGACGCCCCAGGUGUUGUUGGAUCCAUCAAAUCCAGGCAGAAAGAAAAUGGGAAGUGGGCAGUCAAUCGGGCCAAGCGCUUCAGGGCUUCAGCGCCUGUCUCCAAGUGCCUUUUUUUUUUUUUUUAAUAUCAAGCUUCACGACGCUUAGGAAUUCCUACCAGAGCUCAAUUUGCUCGCACCAUCUCUGUGCCCAGGUAUCUGUUCCAAUCUGUUCAGGCUUCGGGGCUGAGAAUGUCACUGUGUUCCAAAGAGGAAACUUUCCCAGCCGGAUGCGAACCCUGGGGACUCUAUCCUAGUGAAGACCGACUUCUCCCGCUCCACCCUUCCCCCCCCUUUUUUUUUUUAGUUUUUAGUUGCAAGUAGAGCUGGCAUCCGCUUUAAUUAUUCCCCCCUCAGUCCGUUCGGCCACUGCCCCUGAGCACCCGCACACGCGUCUCGGGCCGCGCUCACACACACUCACGCAAACGCGUGGCCGCCGCCAGGUCUGCAACUUUGUGGGGCGCUCCCGGCGGCGCUCCGCUUCCUCCCGUAGUAGUUGGCGCAGGCCCCGCCUCCCGCUGUGUUGUCAAACGGGCUGGGGUCUCCGAUUGGUCCAGCCUCCGGGACAACACCUGCUCGACUCCUUCAUUCAAGUGACACCAGAGCUUCCAGGGAUAUUUGAGGCACCAUCCCUGCUAUCGCCGGGCACUCGCGGCGCGGCUAACGGCCUGGUCACAUGCUCUCCGGAGAGCUACGGGAGGGUGCUGGGUAACCUCUAUCCCAGCCGCGGCGAGGAGGAGGGAAGGGGCCAGCGAGGAGGAAGAGUGGGAGGAGGGGGGAAGCGGCGGAGGAGGAAGAGGAGGAGGAGGGGCGCACAAAGAAUCCAGGUCUCCAGGCGGGAGGGUGAUACCCAGAACCAUGUGUGCGGAGCGGCUGGGCCAGUUUGUGACCCUGGCUUUGGUGUUUGCCACCUUGGACCCGGCGCGGGGGACGGACUCCACGAACCCUCCGGAAGGUCCCCAAGACAGGGGCUCGCAGCAGAAAGGCCGCCUGUCCCUGCAGAACACAGCGGAGAUCCAGCACUGUUUGGUCAACGCCGGGGACGUGGGGUGUGGUGUGUUUGAAUGUUUCGAGAACAACUCUUGUGAGAUCCAGGGCUUACAUGGGAUUUGCAUGACGUUUCUACACAACGCUGGAAAAUUCGAUGCCCAGGGCAAGUCAUUCAUCAAGGAUGCCCUAAGGUGCAAGGCCCAUGCCCUGCGGCAUAAGUUUGGCUGCAUCAGCAGGAAGUGUCCGGCAAUUAGGGAAAUGGUCUACCAGUUGCAGAAAGAAUGCUAUCUCAAGCACGACCUGUGCUCGGCAGCGCAGGAGAAUGUUGGCGUGAUUGUGGAGAUGAUUCAUUUCAAGGAUCUCCUGCUGCAUGAGCCCUAUGUGGACCUUGUGAACCUGCUGCUGACCUGUGGGGACGACGUGAAGGAGGCGGUCACCCGCACUGUCCAGGCUCAGUGUGAACAGAGUUGGGGAGGUCUCUGUUCCAUCCUGAGUCUCUGCACCUCUAACAUACAGAGACCUCCCACCGCAGCCCCUGAGCACCAGCCCCUGGCAGACAGGGCCCAGCUCUCCAGGCCUCACCACCGGGACACAGACCACCACCUGACAGCCAACAGAGGUGCCAAGGGUGAGCGAGGGAGCAAAAGCCACCCGAAUGCCCAUGCUCGAGGUGGAGUGGGUGGCCAGAGCGCCCAGGGACCCUCUGGGAGCAGUGAGUGGGAAGACGAACAGUCUGAAUAUUCCGACAUCCGGAGGUGAAGUGAAAAUCCGGCCAUGAAAGCUUUCCUCCAGGCCGUCCAUUUUCUUAUCUAUGGACAUUCCAAAACAUUUACAUUAAAGAGGGGGGAUGUCACACGCAGGAUGUGUGCAAAUUGUGGACUUCGUGCAGGUGUGUGAACAGGUGAGAUGAAGAUUCCAGGGCGGCAAGGUCUCGGGUGCCUGGUGGGUUGGCACCUUCAUAAGCUCUUUGGAGGGAGUGUUGCCUUGAGUUGCCUUGUUACUUUGUCUCUUGGGUCUGUGGAGCUAGAGGGUGGCUAAAGAAUGGGUCUGUUGAGGGGAGGUCAACCCAGGAGGGAAGGGGCCAAGGUGGGUGGUAGACCCUCCCCCACAGUUCCCGGUGCUGUCUGCAAGGAGCAGGCAGCUGGGUUCCGGGGUAGGGCUGAGUGGGAAAUGCAGCUGACAGGCGGAGAGAGCAGAGAGGAUGAAGGGGCUUAGCGCCACGCAAUACCAAACCGGAAGUUUAGUGUCGCGCAUGGGAUCUUGUGUUUCAGAGCUGCUGGAGGGAACUUGGAUGGUACAUUUUCUGUGUGUCGUUUCUGAGCCAUUGUUCUGUCUGGGGGACACUGAGGAGUGGCCUCUGUUUAUUUUGACCACUGUUUCAGAUCUCCAUUUUACUUUUUUUUUUAAUCAUUUGACAUCUACGUGUCUGUCAUCUAAAUAAAUGGCUUUCAAACCAAACGACUGGGUCACAAAAACCAGUUUAGAGGAGGAAGAAGACUAACCCCAGCCCAUCUCUGGAGGAUAAAUUUUUGUGAGUUUUUUGUUUUUUGUUUUUUGUUUUUUUUAAUAGCAGCACUGCCCACGUGGGCAUCUCGUCCCCCUCCCCGCCCCGGAACAGACGGAUACCUAUAGGGAGACACACAGACAAGGACUCCUUUCCACAGACAGCCUUCCCCUAGAGUUUUGCUCUCAGCUUGACCUCAGCCAAGGUCCAUGAACCUGUAUGUUGAAUCGGUGUAGCCAGGCUGGAGUUCAGCCGCUGUAUGCCACAAAGAGGGAGAAGAGAGGAAGGCAUCGAGAUGGCUAAGGAAACGUUGCCUGUGGGGAAUGUCACUCCCAGCAUGCUUGGGUGAAUAGCUUAUUCUCUAAGAGACAGGGCUUUCCAUGGCCAAAGUGGAAAUUUAGCAACAAGGAGAGAAGUGCAGAUGGACAAAAGAAAGGUCAAAGGGGAGAGAAGGGACUGCUCGGGUUCCACAUCGGGAUCUCCUUCCUCUUCAGCUGACUCAGUUAUUCCUCUGGCAGCCAGAGUUGCAGAAGUGGAGGGAAUCCUGGGCCAGGUCUCCGGAGCAAGGCUCAGCCAACUUUUUCUAUGAAGAGCCAAAUAGUAAUUAGGGAGUUUCAGUUCAGCAAGCUGCAUGGUUUCUGUUGCCGCUAGCCAGCUUUGCACAGCACAAAAGCCCCCUCCGCCUCAUAAAUGAAAAGGCUUGGCUCUGUUCCACUAAGGUUCUCUUCAGCGGGACCCAGCUGAACACACCUCAGACUGGACAUAGCAUGCUCCCUGUUCUAGGGAGCAGGGUGAAAAGCAUACAUUCAGCCUUACCCAACUCCCCUAGUUCUUCUUGGCAGGUCCCUGAGGCCAGAGUCAGCCACGUUUCUCUAAACACUUCCCCAAACUCAGCUGGUGUCUCUAUGUGAAGAAUCUCAAUCUCUCAUAGACUAUGCUUGGAAAAAAAAUGUUAUUUGGGGAAGGGUGGGCCGGUGACAUGCUAGGAAACCCCCAGAAAGGUGUGAGGAGGCAGAGAAGAGAGAGAGUGUAUUUAAUCAGUUCUGCCCAGAAGGAAGGAGGCCCAGCAUUGUCAGGCUUCACCACAGGAAACGAAUGUAGAUUGUAGCCCUCUCAUGCCACACGUCUGUGUGCCACCUUGACUCUUUCUGCUUACACCACUCACAGACAUUCUCCUCCGUUUCUGACUCAGCUGCUCACUUGUCCCAGAGUCUGGACUGGGUUCGUCAGUGUCUUGUGUUCACUUACUGAUGUUCUAUUUGUUGUUCGUACUGUAAAUAUUCAUUGUUCAUAUUUAUUAUCUCAGUGUCCCCCCCCCAGGCAUAAAAUCGCUUCCUCUGUUCAUUUAAACCCACUGACUGAUUUCUGUUGUGUAUUUUCCACACCUCUGUCAUCCCUCCCCCGCCACUCUGUCGCCCGAAAAAAGUAAAAAAAUAUAUAUCAUUUCAUGGU